CGGAAGAAAGUUAUAUCUUCAUGCCAGUGGUAUCAGGAGUCGAUCUGGUUAGUUCAGAGCAAGCAUGAGAAGACAUCGUAAGGUACUAUGCCUUAUAACUAAAGAACAGUAUCGCUGUUCAAUGAUAUUUGUCACCUGUACUGCUUGAUAUUCUGAUUUACGACAGCAAGCUCAGUGAGGCUUUCGAUAUUCUUUAAAGCUUAAAGACAAAUUUCCACAGUUACUACACGUUACUUGUUGGAACAUUGAAUUAUAUAAAACGUGAAAGUAAUUUAUUCAUAGGGGCUUGUAACAAGCUGUAGAUUCAUAAGUUGUGAAAAUUCAUAUAAGGGCUUAAGGAGGGUAAAGCGACGAGAACAUGAAUUAGUAUACCACAACGAUUUAACGCUAGGUAAACAUUAGGAAGUCACACUAUACAUUGCUUGACGUACCGCAUUCACACCAAUAAUGUUGUAAAACAAGAUGUAUAUAUUAUAAUGAUACGACUUGUGAAUGACUAAGACCGGGAAGACUACUCAAAGAAUGAGAAAAUCAAAUGUGUUACUUGUGUUCCUCUAAAGAUUCGUAAACGAGCUCUAAAUUCCGGCAUAUUCACUUCCGACGCUACUCAUCCGUUUAGACUGAAAAUAAAUUGAUUUUACAACGUUGGGUUUUUAAUGCUGUCUUUCUUCUCUAAAUUCAGGCCUCGAUACUCCCCACAAGUUCAGUUAGGAUGGAGUUUACAGAUUCCCUUGCUUAUUUGAUAAGAGAAGCCAUGGAGCUGUCUGUUCGGGAGCGUACAAAGAUCCUUAGAUUUAUUUGGAUCAUCUUUGUUACAUUCAUAAUUUGCUUUGUAAGUGUCAGUUCAAUUGUUUUUCUUUGACUAUAUGUUUGAAUUAAGUAAGCGGAAGAACUAGAAAACUAAUGUACGAAAUUAAUUUAAGUCUAGAAAGCAAUUACAUGCAGUCAAGUAACUUCAAGUAUAACGCCACUUUUUAUCUAGAUAUAUUUGAUUCCAAGCACGGUUCCUAAGAAAAUUAUAAGAUUUACUCGCCGCUACGUGACAACUUGUGGUCUGUUUUCGCUCUCUAAGUUAUAUUAAUUUCGUUUGCGGCUGAUCGCAAUGAAUUAUAGAGACCUUUGUGUCAGGUUUGUUGCCUGAUUUUAAGGCCAACUACAGCAAAACAAAUCGCCUCUAGCAUCUAAAUGCUAAAGGUAUGCUGACGUGAAAUGGCAGUAUUUAUAUGCGAGCACUCUCGGUAGAAUAUGCGAUAACGUGCAACUCAUCCUAAGGAAAACUUUGAACUCGUAGAGCAAUUCAAAAGCAGCAGCAAUUAGGGAUUUGUGAAGGAACUGCAAUUCGCUCAAUGUUCUUAACCCGUGGUAGUCACGCGAACUACCCUAUUUGGUAAAGCCAAUAAACAUUCUAAGAGUCACUUGAUUAUAUUGCGAAACUUAUAUAACGAAUUCCGAUUACCGUAGAUAACACCGAUGGAAAGGUUCAAUUAAUUGAUGAAAGGGUGCUUGCAUUACUUAAUAUUUUAUUUUGCUUCUGAAAUAGCUGUAUACUAUUUGGAACAUACCCCAAACUAACGACAACCCAAGCGAAACAUGCACAAGAUCAUCAUACCAGAUUCUUGGAGGACAUAAUUCGAUAACUGGAUGCAAAGAAUGCCCAGACUGUCCCCCAGGACAACAACUUACCCCACCAUGUGGCAGCAAAGUACAGCCAGAUGCAUUAAUAAAUUGUACCGUUUGCCCCUCGGGAACCUUUAAAGACAUUAGCGGAAGAGGUAUUUGUAAACUGUGUCUGACAUGCGGUCCAAGAGUAACCGUUAGCUCAUGCACAUCGAGCAAAAAUGCACAAUGUGGGACCUGCCCUCGUGGUACCUUCCAAUGGAGCCCCACAGUGGACACUUGUAAACAGUGUUCGUCGUGUUGUGCACCGAAGCGCUUUGCUGAGGUGGAGUGCUUUUAUCUCAGGCAAUGCUUAAGAACAAACUGUACUCAAGAAAUAGAAAAUGAGGGAAAUGAUAUUCAAAAAUUGGAGAUAAAUUCUCAAAGGUUUGCGACGAUAAUAAAUCCUCCAAACCCAGCGCCACUUCUAGGUGUUUCUAGCAGUAAAAAUUCAGGCAACGCAAAGAAAUUGGCAUUGAAGAACAUUUUGAAAAGAACGAGAGUAACACGAGAUGUUCCGCAGGUCCUGCAAGGAGUCAGUGAAGGAAAUACCACUAAACUGGCAAACGAAAAAAGCGCCACUCUUCUCAGCAAUAAUUUAGAUACUGUUAUAACCACCAUCACCAAAUCAUUCGAGGAAUUUGGAACUGUCUCCACUGACUUCAACACCGUCGAUUCCAAUUUGCAAAUGGCUUCAAGCUGUUUUGGAAUGAACUUCGCAAAACUAGUGAAGAUUAUAAUAAUCGUUAUUGUGGCCAUAUCUAUUUUGGCGCUGUUCACAGUUUGCGUCAUAGUAUACUUCUGUUGUAAAAGGCAGUCAAGACAUCUUCAGCCUAGAUAUUGUGUGUUUAAUUGUUGUAUAAAUCUGAAGAGUACCGAAGAAUAUAAACAGCUACUGGAUGAAACAACUCAUCAAAUCGGUAAGAAAAAAGUCUCUACCAGAAAAUCUAUGUAUAAACUAAAGGCAAAGAUCUUUGAACUGUUGAGACUCAUUGCCUAAACAACCCCAGCAAAUUUGACACGUCCUUGAUCAACAUAAACCGCCAAUCUCAUUUCUUGGGGUCCAUGGUCAUUUAUUACCCUCGGUUAACUUGACAAAACGUAAUGACUUAAAGUACUGUGUAAGAAUCACAGCCACAGUAUUUUCACAAUUCAUGUACUUGCUUCAUAGAGAAGAGGCCAUUCAUUUUGGGUUCUAAGCAUCCUACUUUCUCUGUAUUCAUGCAGUGUUUGCACUUUGAUUAGUCUCUGGCUUGUAAGAAAUUUUUCUGUAAGUUUUUUUCUGUAAUCAGCAAAUAAACUUAGUUUUGUAAGUACAUAUGAUGUUGGUAGGGUUAAAAAAAGAAAAUGACAAAAAUGUACGAUGCAAUAUUAAGGAGUGUCAAACUAAUGAGAGUCAAACUACCUGAAAUUUAUUAUAUUUUUUUCUUUUGUGUAGGAUCUCGCCACUGUCUCUUUUUAUUUUUUUUUAGGUGACGACACACAAGUCUCUCUAAUCAAUGGCAAUUUGGAAGGCAGCUUUUCUGAGAAAAGCACAUCUGCUGCUGGCCUUGAAAGUGAGUAACUCCAAAAGAGAGGUUCUUUUUCAAUCAAAAGAUUUCUUAAUGAAAAAAGACAAGAUGAAAAGUUCUAGUGAUACAGUAUUAAUAAUCUUAUCUCACUUCAAUCACCUAUAUGUACCUAAAUUUCAGAUGCACCCUUAAGUGACAUAUCCCCCUUUCUUGAAGACAUCCUCGUUAAGAAACUUGAAGUGGACUGUGGUUGGAAAAAAGUGGGAAAGGCAUUACAGAUUGACCAGGAUGAUCUGGAUUACUGGGAAAACGGAAAGUCAAUGGCAAGUCCAGCUACAGGAGAACUGUUAAGAAAACUGAGAGCGACACGUCCAGAAUUCACUAUUGCUGACCUUAUAGAUAUCCUAGAGAGCCCAGACGUAAAACGUCGAGAUGUUGUUCAACGCAUCCGUCUACAUUUACAAAAUGAAGUAAAAUGAAUACCUUGACUCCAAAAAGCAGGGAAAGAGUUGCAGACAGCUACCUGGUAUGCAUGUAGCUGAUGAAUGAAGUUCACGUGUAGUUUUGAGUACAUUUUUGGGGGUCUAAAAAUCAUUGCUUACAGCCCACUCUGAGUGGCUAAUUCAAACCGUUUAUUUUAAGGGUCAAUUUUUUCAAUCUUUCUACAUAAUGGAUAUCAAUCAAACCUUUCACUGAUGCAUGUCAAUAAGCCAUAAAAAUUAAUAACCUGAUUAUUUAAAUCUCCUAGUGUUAUUUUUAAAAAUUUCAGUCUGAUGACAAUUAAUGUAUGUUGUAUCAUGUAAAAUAACACUUUGCGUGAGAUAACCUAACUACCAGUAAAUGUAGAUUAUAAUUAGUGAUUAUAAUGUUCACCGUGAAUUGCAUGAAUUUGUCAGGAAACAUAAUACUGGAGGUGUUAUUUUUUAUCGAGGGCUGUGGCACUUGUGAAAGUAGCAAAUUAACUCUAAAAUGAUAAAAUGUCACUUCCUCUCCUCCAAAAAUUAUAGGAUAUUUACAACUCAGUAGUUUAAAUAGAUGAAACAUCAUUACACUUAAACACAGUUGCAUUAGUUAUGUAAGUAAGUUUAAAGUUCAGGGCCCAGUUGUUCAAACGCCGAUUUGUGUCAGCCCAGGGUUAAAUUUUAAUGCAGGUUUCUAUACUUCUUUUUUCCAAACCCUUUUAGUGAAAAUUUUCCCUAUUCUUUUUAGAACAUUCAAUGAUCAAAUCGCAAGCAAAAAGAUUUAAACCGAAUUUUCUUUUAAAGCUUUCAGACCUGAAAUCAAAUUCCAUGCUAACCUUGGGUUAACCUUGAACAACCCGGGCAAGACAUUUAGACUUUAUUGACAACGUUUGAGGUUAUCUUCUGGGAGAAAGCUUCCAACACGAAAAAAACAGCAAAAUGUAGUUCUCCCUCUAUAAAAACCUGAUUACAUUUCCAGUUAGGGUGGUCCUAACUAAUAAUCACAUGUAGACUGAAUUAUGAAAUUGGCUAGCUGGAAAAUAAUCAUUCAAUGAUUUUCACCGGAAAUGUGCUCAAUGGUGGACUAAUUGCGAAUAGUGAUUUAGCUACAGUGAGAAAUUAUCUUAACUUAGUGGAUUUAACUUUUUUAAGGUAACCAAUCAGGUCUUUGGAGCAUAAUUGUGUCACAUAAUUUCUCUUAAUAAUAUCCAGUGUAGAAUAAAAAGUAGGCAGGUGAUGAGAAUAAAGAAAGGUACAACGGCAACCAGGAGACCAUCAAUUAAUUCACUACUAAAUUCUCAGAAAUACUAUUAGAAAUGAAAGUUAAAUCAUGAGGAGAGUUAGAUUUUGAGAGUGAAAGGGUUAAACGUAAAGUGAUCUGUAAAGUAAGAUAAAACAAAUGAGCACUAAUGAAAAAAAAAAAAAGUUGAAAUUGUUAUUUUUUACAUAGUUGUCAUGGAAUAUAGUUUUUAGUUAAGGUGCUGUUUGCAUAAUUAAAGUACUGUUGUUAUUCUUGUAUACUUGAUUUUUCUGUGCAGUGUAUUGUGCAUUCUGAUACUUAUAAUGGUUAUAAUGCCUGAAUAGGAUUUUCCC
Messenger RNA from Pocillopora meandrina, 5221 nucleotides. The record is from the annotation of a GenBank genome assembly. Lineage: Eukaryota; Metazoa; Cnidaria; Anthozoa; Scleractinia; Pocilloporidae.